Phytophthora infestans T30-4 is the source of this 5751-nucleotide messenger RNA. RefSeq lists its product as uncharacterized. Gene Ontology annotation, biological process: protein targeting to vacuole; protein retention in Golgi apparatus. The transcript is spliced from 2 exons. Bases 1 to 5751 code for a protein of 1916 amino acids. The record is from RefSeq and is a predicted model, not a curated record. NCBI's taxonomy places the organism in Eukaryota, Oomycota, Peronosporomycetes, Peronosporales, Peronosporaceae. Gene Ontology annotation, cellular component: extrinsic component of membrane.
AUGUUUGAGAAGGUAGUGGAGUCGGUUUUGGAGGAGUAUGUGAGCGAGUGGGUGGAAGGGCUUGACUCGGAGAAGAUGAAGGUGGCGUUGUUCGCCGGUAAGGUCGAAUUCCGAGACUUGAGGAUGCGUGGUGCCGCGUUGGAUAAGUUCCAGCUGCCCAUGAAGAUGAAGUCGGGUAGCGUAGGCAAGCUGAGCAUCAAGGUGCCGUGGAAGAAGCUGACGUCGCAGGCUGUGAAGAUCAAGAUCGAAGACGUGUUUCUCGUUGUGGAACCCACAGAGCAGGACGAAGCGAGGAAGAACGAAGAAGAUGACGAUUCGUACUUACUUCGCACGCGUUGGGCGAAGCAACAAGAAGUGAGGAUGCUAGAACUGUUGGAGAAGGUGAAGAAUGAUGGCAACUCGUCAAGUGCAAGUGAUUAUGAGGGAGAUCCUGGAGCUGGAGAUCCAGACCCGACUGCAUCUUGGAGUUAUCGCAAGAAGAUACUCAACACCAUCAUGGACAACGUUUCGUUCGAGUUCACCAACAUUCAUAUUCGCUACGAAGACUCGAAGCAUCUUGCGUCAUCGAUUCCAUUGGCACUUGGUCUUACGAUUGACUCGAUUGUGAUUUCGACUACGAAUGCUAACGGACAAGAAGAGUUCGUGGAUCGUGCGCAGGCUCGCACUGCGUUUGUGCAUCGGCGUUUAGAGAUGGUGCAGGCUAGCGUGUAUGGAGAUCACAUCGAAUCCUCUAAAGUGAAGGUCGGGAUGGGUCCUAUGGCCUCGGGAUCGAAUAUUAUUCAUCCUUUCAGUACUCGGAUCAACCUGGCACGGAACCACGAUGAGCGAUCAGCAGCUACGAUCCCUAAAUUGCGAUGCUCGGCGGAGAUAAGCGCGAUAAGAGCGUGCUUAAAUCCAGAGCAAAGUACGUUUCUCAUUGGGAUCGCAGACUUCGUGUCUGCUCACGAAAUGUACUUGAAGCGUCUGCAUUUCCAGCGGAAGCGACCAACUGUUCGUGUUCGCUCGAAUGCCAGACUUUGGUGGCAAUACGCUUUGCGUGGUGUAAUGGAACUACAUACUAGUACAGCUAAUCAGAAGAUAAUUACGACAACUGGAGCAAGCAGAAGCCCAUCGCGGAAGGCAAGUGUUUCUACCCGGCGGUACGAUUGGAAGCUAUUCGUGACGCUCUGGUUCGCUCGGAAAGAGUAUAUUCAUUUGCACAAGAACAUGUUACGCGCUGCAAAGAAGAAAAAGCUGGCCAUUGAGAGUUUGAUGGCAGAUCGAAAUCGCCUUAACGAGCUGGAGGACAAUUUGGAAGUGCCGACGAUCGUCUUCUUCCGGUUGUGUGCAGCGCGGGAGCUUGAACUUGAAGGUCAAGGCAACGAUUCCCCAAGAAAACUGUCGCAGUGGAAAUCUAAGUGGUCGUCUGGGAGAACGUCAAGUGGCAGUUCAACUAGUGGAGCGUCGAAUGGCCGAGACAAUUUUCUCGAAAAGUUGGAGCUCUAUGUUGGUGUGAAUGAUCGAAUGCAUUCAUCAUCAGAGGGUCGAACUUCGAGUUUUCACGAGGAACGGAAUGUGGAGGCUUUGCUGAUGGCUUUGGAUUUAGUGGUGAUAAGUUUUGAAGUUGUACUGGUGGAAGAGUACAAGGACGGAGACAAGUCAGACACCCGAGACUUCCUAAGGUUUGAACUCAACGAGUUUGUCGUGACUGUGCUGCAGCGAACUAGUUCUUGCACUGUAUCAUCACGAAUCACGUCUAUCCAGAUUCUGGAUUUCCGUCAAACUUACGAGGUAAAACACUUAGAGAAGAAAGAGCCGCAAGCGCUUCUCUCCAUGAUCGAUACGAUCACUCCUAACGGUCAAGUUGCGACGCGCAAGAAUCCGUUCGUAGAAUUGAACAUCGAGUCGUCCGAGAAUAAGUUCCAGCUUGAUUGUAAGUUUGAGAGGUUCCGCUACAUCCACAACUUAUACGCGACAUCAAAACUCCGCGCAUAUUUUAUUCCUAGAACUGAGGAUGUUGCGGCACCAGCUCGUGCUAAGGAGAAAUCACCCUCACCACCAAAGUUGACACGGAAGGCAGCUGCACUUCCUGCUCAGUUGCUACGUAAGAAAUCCCUCGAGAACGCAUUUGGAGCCCCUGAAAUUACAAAACCGCGUCGAAGUAGCAGCGUGAGGGCUCGAGCCAUUCCAACCAGAGAGAUUGCGUUUUCAGUCAUACUACCGGAGAUCGACGUUUUUGUUCAUACAACGGAUGCCUCUGCUGAAGUUGAAGCGCGAUUGCUUGGAACCCAUUUCCAGAAUGGAGUUGCACACAACACGUUUGAGCUAUCAAUCCAAGGUGCCGAGACCUACUUCCUAGAGCCACAUACCUCAGCCAGUUCGGAUGGAAAACGUGAAGGAAGCAACGAAUUUGACGCUGGAGGGCGAAAGCGCUCCACUUUGAUGCAAAGUACGAGCCUGGUAUUCUAUGGGCAGAAGCUUGUGGAAGGAUAUCUGGUACCGAAGUGGGAAAUGAAGUGCACGUCCCCUCCCAUCCAGUUUUCGAUGUCCAGCAAGCAAUACCAGCAGCUUCUGCAGGCAUCGGCAGAAUGGCAAGGGCCCAGUCAUAAAAACGAAACGAUGAAGUCUGGUAAAGCUACUUUGUUUGUAGCCGAAGAUGAGCGUCUCAAUGUCGGCAUUUCGAUCCCUCAAAUAUUAAUUGACUUUAAUGGCGAAGGUCCUAUCCAGGAAGCAUUGAGCGCGGCAUCAACAGAGUUAGAGGAACUCACGGGGUUUGAGUUAGAUAUACGAGACCUAAAUGUGAUGGCAAGAUUUUCGUCGGUUGCUCAAGCUGCUGCAGUGGACAUGAGCGCGUUGUCGUUCGUAAAGCGCGAAAGGCCGAAAUUGCCGGAGGGAGCUGCUAGGUCAGAUCCCGUUACUAUAGGGGAGUCUGAAGCCGUAAACUCAUCGAUUCCUACGCCACUAACAACGGCAUCUGACACAGUCUCUGCAGCGUACGAUCCGACAACAGGAAAUCGUAUUUGCAAGUUGCUUGAGCUUCGCGGGAAGACGAGUAUCAUGGUGUCUAGUUUCGAACCACUGAUGGGCGAAGUCAAAAUUGAGCAAGCGGCUCUGUACUGGGAUCACGAGCUGCUUGUCGCACUUGUACGUUAUCACUCCAAGUCUUUGAUCGGCAAGCAGAGUAAAGCUGUCGUACGUCCGGAUUCAGCUGAUCCUGCGCUCACACCCAUGACUCGUUUUGCUUUUCAAGUUCGAGUCCAGCGAUGGUUUGCUUUUUUCAUGCCGAAAGCAUGUCGCCAGGAACAGAUUUCGUUUACGCUUCGUGGAACUGAUCUACGCUUGGAUAUUUCAACUUUUGACACCGAAUACGCGUGUGUUAAGCUGGAUAGUUCAGGCGAGAUUCAACUCAUAUCAACUCGGCUGAAUCGAGUCAAGUCUGAAAAUGAUAUCGAGGGUGAAGGAGCUCGUAUUGAAUCUCGCUCUGAGGAAACACACGUUCUUCUUCGAGCACAGGCUCCCGUAACAGUGACGCUAGAGUCGGCUGGUUUUGGAUCGCUAAAACACCGUGGUGGAGCUGCAGCCCACUACAGAAUCGAAGGGGAGGAGAUGCAGGUGAACUAUUUGCACUCGUACUGGUCUCUGUUCCUGAAUCAUAUCACAAAAGAAAUUGCUGGUUUUUCGCGGUGGACAGACUUGCUCAGGAUGCCAGCAGGAUUGCAAACACUAAAUGAACGACUAAAUCUCGAGAUGGAAAUAGCCCAUGUGAGUUUGUUAUUACCCACAUGUGAGAGUGAGGGAAAGCACAAAACACCAUCGGAUCAUAUCGAACUCGACAUUCGCGACAUUUCGUCCUCAUCACGAGCCUAUCCGGAUGAUACGACACUUGAACAACUCGGCGUUCAAGUAAGAACGCUGCAGGUGAUUGCAGUGAUGAUUGAACCAAAGAAUCCGAAUCAAAUGACUACCGAUGAGGAGACAAUUAAAGACGAAGCCCCAGUCCGUAAUUUCUCUCUUGGACAAUUUAGUGACGUGUUUAUUGAGCAUGUGGCCGUUCCGCUUGUAUCUUCUUGCAAAGGAGUAGCCAAGGAUGAUGAAGGAUGCGAGGAUUCUUCGCUACUCGACAUCAUGACUGUUUUGGAAGAAUUGGAGAAGAUGCGCAGUCACAUAAAGGUGUCUUUGUCAUCAUCUAGCAACUGGUUAAACUCUGCUGCUUCUACCAAAAAGGAUAACGAUGCUGCGGAUGGUACAUCGCGUUUGGCAUUGAAUCCGUACCAGAUCGAGCUGCUGUCGCGUAUUCUCGACAACAAUUUUGCGAGCCUUCCACCCCCUGUAUGUCGCAAUUUCAACGACGCCGAUGACCUGAAAGUCUUGGACAUGGCCUUUGUUCUGGGAGAUUUAGCUCUAGAUCUUCUUGACCCCUUUGACUCACCCAUUGACAAUAGCAAUGGCGACAGGCCGUCAAGUGGCACGACAAUAGCUCGGAUUUCCCUCGAGCAAUUUAAGAUAGCACUGGACGGUUUUGCAUCUCUACGAUCUCAAGUUCGUGCUUCAUCAUGCAAGGGUGCGCUUUGGAAGGUUGAUUACAGUGAAGACGAGACACCUGACGAUGCUGCAAGCGAAGUGAAAUCUGAAGUGCAAACACUUUGUGGCAGUAUUUUCUCGUCAUCAAUGGAUGAUGUAACGAAGCAAGGAAUCGACAUUGUAGUGGAUCAGCGUGUUCCUUCAUCUGACAUCGCGGCUCAUCCUAAAGAUGUUCGCAUCCAUUUGGAUGCAUGCGAGCUUCUACCCGAAAUCGUAGAAUUUGGACAAAGGAUCAGAUACUUCGCCUCCAUCGAAUCUGAGCUGUCGGAUAAAAUUGACCGCGCUGACAGCUCUUUGAAUGUGUCUAUUACAACUGGAAUUGUUUAUUACUUGGCUGCAGAAUGUGUUCCCAACCACGUGGACGAGUAUGGAGCUGAAGACGAAGUCUCUCGUCGACUGUAUCCCCACGACGCGACGUUAAAAAUGAUUGCUAGUGGGUGUAUCGUUGGACGGUAUCACAGUGACGAUCCUGAUAAUUCAAAAACUCAAGUGUAUGGGCGUAACAUGUCGGUAAAGGUGAGCUCGGAAUGGCCCCCAGACCCAGCAGUGUUGAUCGCGCCAGUUCCUACAAGUCCACAGUCAGACUCGCCCACCAAAAAUGAAGAGCCUGGGGCUAUUCAACCUCAGACAAAAUAUGAGCGCAUUGUGUGUGACGACUUCACGAUCGAUGUCGAACUGGUCACUGCAGAAGACGCUGAGGCAACCAUAGCCAUCAACCUGACUCAUUUCCACGCUGUUAUCUGCACUGUUGAUCUAUUUCUCUUCAGUCAAGCCAAAAACGUGCUAGGAGCGGAUGACGACGUCAGUGAUGGCAGCACUAAGCGAGAAGAGACCGAAGAAGAUGGAAGCUCGGAAGAAGGAGAAGCUGACGCUGAUUCUAAACCUGUGGAAUCCCAACAAAGAUCACUCGCGCCGCCAGAAAUUGAGUUCCGCGAGGAUAGUAUCAGUAUGGUUCAGCUGCUACUUGAAGAUACAAGUAUCACGCUUCUUCGACAAAGUGGGCCCCACUUGUCACCAAUAGCGCGUCUUUAUACCUUCCGCGCAAUGUGCAAGGUGACCUACGAAGUAGGAGAACGAAUCGAUGGGGUUGUUCCGACAUUAACAGAGGUAGUAGUGGAGUUCCCUGAUGAGAGUCUGAACGAGCCAAAUGCCGACGAUGGACGCACAAGUUCCUUAUGUAUCGCCGUCUAA